AUGCUUUCGUCAUGGGUAUCCCAAGAGAACUGCAGCAAAUGGGCUGGAAAUUGUCUGCAAUUUUUCAAUUUAACUGGUCAUGUUGAAGAGCUCCACCUUGAUAAUAGUUCGUUACAGGGCAAGAUAAAUCCUGUUUUGAAUCAUCUGAAUUACCUAGAUCUCAGCAACAAUGAUUUUGGAGGGAUUCGGAUACCCAGCUUUAUCGGUUCACUUGAAAGUUUGACAUAUCUUAACCUUACAAAUGCAGGAUUCAAGGGAAUAAUUCCUCACCAAAUUGGAAAUCUAUCAAGUUUGCGCUGUCUUGGUCUUCAAGGUCAGUAUGACUCUUUAGACCAGUCUGAAUUAUAUGUUGGGAACCUUCAUUGGCUUUCAGGUCUUUCUUCAGUGCAACAAUUGGAUAUGAGCAAUGUCAAUCUUAGUAAGGCUUCAGACCAUUGGUUGCAGGUAAUUAACAUGCUAUCUUCUUUGCCAGAAUUACACUUGUCCUCUUGUGAACUUGCUCAUAUUCCUUCUAUAUUUCAUGUUAAUUUUACUUCCCUUUCCAUCCUCGAUAUUUCAUCCAGCAAUUUCCAUUCUGCUUUACCCAAUUGGCUCUUUACUUUUAAGAGUCUAGUCUACCUUGACCUACAAGGCAGUGGUUUCCAAGGUCCAAUUCCAUGCGCCAUCCAAAAUUUGACUGCUCUCAGAUAUCUUGAUUUGUUGGAGAGUAAUUUUGAGUCUACCAAAAUUCCGAGUUGCCUGUAUGAUAUGCCCAGACUUGAAUACCUCAACAUUAGUUCAAAUAAUUUAGAGGGUGUUAUUGCCAGUGCUAUACAAAAUCUGAUAUCAAUUGUUGAACUUGACAUGUCAUAUAAUGCACUGGAAGGGAUAGUACCUAAAUCUGUGGGAAAUCUCUGUAAUUUGGAGUUCAUUAAUUUGAGAGUGUCAUUUGGAAUAUUAUCAGCACUAGAAAAUAUAGAUGUUGGAUUCAACCAGUUGAAUGGAUCUCUUCCAGAAAGCCUUGGUGGUCUAUCAAAUUUAAAAGAACUUCACAUUUCCUCAAACCUUUUUGAAGGUGUUGUUUCUGAAGUUCACUUUGCAAAUCUCACAAAUUUGAAGGUAUUAUAUGCUUAUCAAAAUUCAUUGGCUCUAAGAGUAAACCCGGACUGGAUUCCUCCCUUUCAACUUGAGCUGAUGGACUUAAGGUCGUGGAACUUGGGGCCUCAAUUUCCAAUGUGGCUUAAAACACAACACAACUUUCGCUACAUAGGUCUAUCUAACACUCAAAUUUCAGAUGUGAUUCCCGAAUGGUUUUGGAACAUACACUUUGGCUUUUCAUACAUGAACCUCUCUCAUAACCAAAUCUCUGGUGGAUUUCCCGAUGUGAUUGGUGGCGGUUUCUCAUAUAUAUACUUGGGCUCCAUCAACUUCAAUGGCUUAUUGCCUCGUAUAUCUUCCAAUGUAAGAGAGCCUGAUCUUUCCUACAAUUCCUUUUCAGGGGAUAUUUCUCACUUGCUGUGUCAUCCAAUGGGUACAACAAAUGAAUUGAGGAUUCUUCAUCUCGGAGGAAACCUUUUAUCAGGAAAGAUUCCUAAUUGUUGGAUGCAUUGGCCUGAAUUACGAGACAUAAAGUUGCAUAAUAAUAAUCUGACUGGGGAAAUUCCAAGCUCCAUUAUAUCUUUACAUAGCUUGGGAUCCUUACAUUUGAGCAACAAUAGUCUUACUGGAGAAAUACGGCCAUCUCUGCAGAGUUGUAGGGAGUUGACAAUCGUCGACCUUGGUCUAAAUGAGUUUACUGGUGGCAUACCAAAUGGGAGGAAACGGGAUGCAUUUGUGGUGACUAAAGGAAGAGAGAAUCAAUACAACACCAUCCUGAUGCUUGUAUGCAGCUUGGACCUUUCAUGCAAUAAACUCACAGGAGAGAUUCCACCACAACUCAUAGCACUCCAAGGAUUGCUCUCUCUAAAUCUGUCACAAAACUUUUUGAAAGGAAGCAUUCCACAUGGCAUUGGCAACAUGACAUCAUUGGAAUCUCUUGAUUUAUCGAUAAAUCAACUUUCUGGUGUAAUUCCUCAGAGCAUGUCAGGUUUAAAUUUCUUAAGUUCCUUGAACCUGUCUUAUAACAACUUGUCAGGAAAAAUUCCGUCAAGCACCCAACUCCAGAGUUUAGAUGCUUCUAGCUUUAACUCUGUGGACCUCCACUUUCCAAUAACUGUGAAGGAGACCAGACAAAACCAACCACUGAAAAUGGAGGACAGAAAGAAGGUGAUGAAGCUGAAGAUGGCUGGUUUCAUUUGGGCAUUGCAAUAG
Molecule: messenger RNA, 2289 nt
Organism: Ziziphus jujuba (common jujube)
Lineage: Eukaryota; Viridiplantae; Streptophyta; Magnoliopsida; Rosales; Rhamnaceae
Product: receptor-like protein EIX1
Exons: 3
Coding region: 1-2289 (762 amino acids)
Molecular function (GO): protein binding
Source: RefSeq, a predicted model, not a curated record